AAAGCCAAGUACCCCUGCCUUGGCGUGAAACGCAGCCCGGACACUGUCCUCUCCUCCCCCCUACCUAGCCGGACACGAAUGCGGCACCUUUCGAGGGCCGCUCAGCCACCGACUCGACGAAUAAGCAGUCUUCGCAAUUUGGACCAAACGCUGGCUCGUCUUCGACGUAUAGUUCCUCACCACCCAGCGGGGCCACAAUUGCCGCCGUUGCCAUCAUCACCAACAGCUGGCAGUUUGGAGCCGGCGGUGGACACCUACGAGGGCCUGGAAGCCCUUCUGACCGAUACUGUGGAAUUCCUAUCCAGGGUUGUCAACGACCCGGUCCUACUAGCCGGUGCCCGGACAAGUCUAAGGACCCGCCAUCACCACCACCACCAACUCGUCGGUCCGUCAUCACCAACCCCGGCCGCCAAGUUUAUCGUGGACCAGCAAGUGGACAACCUAUUUACACUCCUGAAGCUGAAAAAGAAGUUCGUUAAUCUGCGAAAUUAG
Messenger RNA from Dibothriocephalus latus, 492 nucleotides. NCBI's taxonomy places the organism in Eukaryota, Metazoa, Platyhelminthes, Cestoda, Diphyllobothriidea, Diphyllobothriidae. The record is from the annotation of a GenBank genome assembly.